CUUAUUGUGUGUUGUUCCGUUUAUUGGAGUAAUUAAAGAUGAUGAUUAACAAUGCUGGUCGAUUGGCGAUCCCACUGAUCAGAAAGGAAAUCGUUUCUAAAAUUUUCGUCACCUCUAAUCAACCGUCGAUGAAAUUUUCUAGUAAUGUUAAUGAUGGUGGUGAAAAUAAAACUCGAAAACCGAUUGAAGAUCCAGAUCCAAAUACUCCUCUUGGAAGGUUGGACAGACAACCGAAAAAAGCUGAACCUUCGGUGACAAUUAAAGAUUCUAAGGCAACAAUUAAUGCCUAUGCUCCUUUUCCUGAUGGUACUAAUCCAGUUACCGGUGAGGUCGGUGGCCCAGUUGGACCUGAGCCGACAAGAUAUGGGGACUGGGAACGGAAAGGUCGAGUUACCGAUUUCUAAUCAACAAUCAAUAUUCAGGAUUAGUGUUUAUGGAUUGAAAUAUUUAUUAUCAAAUGCUACUGGAGGAUUAUAAUCAAGUGUGUGUCUCCUUUAAUUGUUUACUAUUCGUAUUUAUGUCAAGUGGAUAUUUACACCAGUGAGGAGAUUAAAAAAACAAGCACAUUCAAGUGUAAUCUUAAUCUAAUCAACUACAAUUUAACAUUAACCUUGAAUAGUUUUUAUCGGAAAUGAAGGUUUAAAGUAUCAAUUUAACUGAUUGUUUUUAUUCAGAAUUAAUUUGGAUGGAAACAGUUUUGUUUAAUCAAAUGAUUAUCAGUCAAAAAUCAACCAUCAGUUGACAAAAGAGAUUAAUUUUGGACAAAUAAUCAACUCCAAUCCGAUGUACUUUCAUUAACUUGAAAAUUUAAUCAAUUAUUUUCCUUAAUCAACUCCAAGUUAAAAUAAAUUGUACAAAGUAAAGAUGUAAACAUGUUGAUAAAUUUGAUUAGUAAACCGAACUAAUCAUUCAUGUGAAUUUCUUAAAUUUAGAAAUAAAAAGUUGAAUAUUAACGUUUAA
This is a messenger RNA of Panonychus citri (citrus red mite), 960 nucleotides long. Its product is annotated as succinate dehydrogenase assembly factor 4, mitochondrial-like. The transcript has 2 exons. NCBI's taxonomy places the organism in Eukaryota, Metazoa, Arthropoda, Arachnida, Trombidiformes, Tetranychidae. Gene Ontology annotation, cellular component: mitochondrion. The record is from RefSeq and is a predicted model, not a curated record. Gene Ontology annotation, biological process: mitochondrial respiratory chain complex II assembly. Bases 39 to 404 code for a protein of 121 amino acids.